Messenger RNA from Spodoptera littoralis (African cotton leafworm), 4006 nucleotides. NCBI's taxonomy places the organism in Eukaryota, Metazoa, Arthropoda, Insecta, Lepidoptera, Noctuidae. The record is from the annotation of a GenBank genome assembly.
UAAUUUUAUUAUUUUUUUCAGAAUGAGAUGACACAAGUGAACUUUAAUUUAUAUUUGUUCUAAAUUGUGUUGUAAUGUGAUUUUCAGAGUUGAUGCGUUUUCUUGCUUAGAGAAUUAUUUGAGAAUGGUGUUACAAAUUUCAUUAUGCGUGGUAGAAAAAUAAGAAGUCUUGGAAUGCACACUCCAUGUUUGGAGUAUUUGUUAUUUUAUAAGAGUUAAUCACGUUGAAAAAUUCAUGACGACUCCGGCCAAUUACUCUUUUAAUAAGUCAAAAUUAUAUUAUGCUGACACUUUGGGAUCAAAUUUAGUGGGAUGCUAUAAGCAUAAAUCAGACGAAAAGGCAGACAUAAUAUACUCAAAAACACAAAAUGUUGGUAAAAGUAAAAAUCGACCUAUAAGAUCUCAUGUUAAUACAAGAAUGGGAGUUAACAAUAACGUGGACCGAUAUAGAAAACCUGAGUUAGACAAUCAAACAUUUUUGUCAAAAUGUUUUCGGUCACUGUUUAAGAAAAAUAGACACAAUAACGUAAACCAAUCGUUCAUGACAAAAAAUCAUUCUGAUCCUUCACGAAAAGUUCCUCACUUCGGAUCUGAUUUACUUAAUAACGCAAAAUUUUUAAAACAAGCAAAGCCUGAUCAAAAUUUUGCUAGUAACGACAAAACACAGACAUUGAUCAACAACCAUCAUAUGCGGAACAUAAGCUCACAAGUGCAUUAUAAAACUCAUAGUAGAGCUACGGGUAUAACAAAAUUAUUAAGGCGGUGUUUUUGUACGGCAAACAUGCAAUACGAAGUUCAAAAACAAGCUAAAUCUCGAAAAGUGUUAAAUAAUUUGAAUCUAAAUAGCCCAAUAAUUAAAUAUUCUAAAACUACAAGGAAACUGAAACAUUUUGAAGAACCCAUAAAACUUGAGAGAGCUACGAGAACAAAAAUAUAUAAUGUAACCAAGGACGAAUACAGCAAAGACAAUUUCAAAGAAAGAAUGAGUCAUAGUACAAGAACUUACAAACGAAUACAUCAAAACAGUCAGAUUAUUAGAACAAAUUAUCCAACAUAUAAUACCACAUCAUAUCUCUCGGAAAGAAGUCGUACUUACCAACCAAAAGUACAAUAUAAAUCAAGAGAAUGGUUGCCCUAUCCCAACUACUGCGUUUUACGAUGUGAAAAUUCAGAGAACUCUAAAUUUGUUCAAUUUAAUUCUAACUUCGGGAUGUGCAUAGAUUAUCCCAAAAAUAAACAUGGAAAACCUUGUCCUGGUACCGCAAUGGACAAAUGUAAUCAAUUACAAGGAACAGGCGAUGGACAUGGUCCAACGGCAAGAGAAGGAAAAGCUUCCAAAAAAAGUCAAAUAGAAGUUGAUUAUACAGAUAAGAGUAUUGGUGAACAACAAUUGAAUUCUAAAAAUACACAAUUUAAAAGAAAGACGAAAUCUAAAUCAAAAUCAGUUACUACAAGCCCCGAUACUCGUACUCAACAAGAAAAUAUAAAUGGAAAUAACCCAACCAUAAUUAUACUGGAAGAGAAGGAGGGUGGUAUUAUACAAGCCACUCAAACAGAUAGAGAACUGAAGACUAUAAUGCCAUACUCAAAGAAGAAAUUUGAUAAACUAGACAGUACAACUAAAUUAUCACAUCACUCAACUAAUACGCCAGCUAUCAAGAAAACAAGAACAAAAGGGCAAAAAAGAAACGAAAAUCUCGUGAGCAAUAAAUAUGGUGAUUAUCUCGUAUAUCAUCAACAAAGUCUUAAAUGUAACACAACUUGCCAAUACGGUCAAAAAACAAAAGGUUCUGACAACAAGUCACCUGGAGAUAAUAUUGUUGCAGAUCGCAACGCAAAGCAAGAUAAUAUUAUCACAAAUCGCAACGCGACGCAAGAUAAUAUUAUUGCAAAGCGCGAGGCAUCGCAAGACGAUAGUGAUGAAACCCGUCUUGACCGAAUCAGGAAAAACUUUCGACGAAGACCGAGAGAAAAAAGUGACAUCCAGAGACCGCUUUCUGAAAAUAUGGCCCCAAAAGGUAAUAUUAUUGUAUUGGACAAAGAUGAAGAGCUUCCACGUUCUGAUCACCAAAGACCAUUGGGAAGAUGGAGACAUCAAAACGGUCGCAACGCUAAGCAAGAUAACAUUAUUGCAAAUCGCAAGGCAACGCAAGAUGAUAUUAUUGCAAAAGGCGACGCAACGCAAGAUGAUAGUGAUGAUACUCGUUUUGAACGAAUCAAGAGAGCCUUUAGACGAAGACCGAGAGAAGAAAUUCAUGUGCAUGGAGAUCCCGACGCAAAGCGAGAUAUUAUUAUUUUACGCCCCAGAGCUACGCCAGAUAAUGUUGUUGUAGAAAAAGAAAAGGAAGACAAAAUUGAUGAAACUCGUCUCGAAUUGAUCAGAAGAGCCUUUAGACGUAGGCCAACUGAACAACCUGCAGCCCAGCCUGAGCCAGCGCCCCAGGAACCGCUUUUUGAAAUGGUGGUACAUAAAAAUGAUAUGAGCAUAGCGAACCCACAAGAAGUGCUGCCCAUGUUGAGUGCCGGUCGCGUUUACCGCGGCACUGCACCACCAGCACAGCAGAGUCGUCCAAGAGAACGCGCAGCACCAGAUAGUUUAGAUGAUCGCCUUGAACUGCUUAGGAGAGCCUUUAGACGAAAACCGAAGCAACCUGAGAGCGAAAAGCCGAUGUUCGAAAUGGUGGUCCAUAAAAAUAAAAUGCUCGUAAUGAACAAAGAUGAAGUGUUUCCCAUUUUGGACUCACCAGAAAAACGUUACAGAAGUCGCAAAGAUGAAUCGUGUGCGCCACCGGUUAUGGAAAUGCACGUAGACAGAACUACCGCAAGCAUAAUCAAUGCCGAUGAAAUUGUCACAAAGUUGAAGGCGGAAAGACAACGACAAAUGGUUAAAAAACACAGAGGAGGUUUAAUUUCUCAAAGUGAAGGCGAAGCUUUAGUAAAACUGCAUGGUAAGACAUGCAAUUGUUGCUUUUGUCGCAGAUAUAAGCAACAAGCACAAAAAGGCAAAAAGAAAAAAGCUGCUGUAAAGACUCGGCACCUAAAACCUUGCACAUGUGGUAGCGACGUAUGUUUGAAAGACUGGACUAAAUUAAGAGACGAACAAGCGGAUAUGGCUAGAGUGAAAGAUAUCCCUCCCUGUGUAUGUGGGAGCGACGUUUGUAAAAACGAAUUUGAAAAAAUGCCUAAAAAACGAUUGGAAGCUGCGCGAUUGCAGCGACAAAAAGAAAUUAAUGAAAUAAAUCGUAAAAAAUACCAGCAAGCUAGAAAACGGCGUUUAAAACAAUAUAGAUCGCAAGAUUUAAAACGAAUACGAAGAAGAGAGGCAGCAGACAGACGUCAAAUGAACAAAAUUAAAAAAAUUAAAGGUGCUUCACCUGUGGUGAUGGCUGUGGAAUCCAUAAGAGAUUUAGGAGCUUAUGGCUUUCGUUGUUUAGGGGGGUCAAUAAGAAGCUUUUCUAGGGUUGUCAGACGUCCAAAAGAUGCUGUUUAUAAUUUACAAGAUACCGUACGUACUAUCAAGCGCAGACCAGAUACAGUGGUAAAAAAAAUUAAGCAGAAUUACAAGGAUUCAGGCCUUAAAUCAACCUUGGCAAGAAUUAAGGAAAGAGCUGUACGGACGACAAUAGGAAACCGUAUAAAGACUAGAAUGGAAUCGAAUGCUAUAACGAACUAUUUGGUUCACAUUACUGAUCCAGACCCUAAGGCACGUAUGCAAAUGCUUAAACGGAAAAAACGUCGCCGUCGUCGUCGUCAUACAGAACCUGUUGACUUUGAAUGUAGUCUUUAUAUGAACACGUUGAGGAAGAGGCCCUUCUUGCGGGUUUAUUACAUGUGUCCAUGGUUUUAUCCUCACUGCGUGAAUUUGUUUGGACUAUGGAAACAAUUGGCUAAUGUCCUAAUGUUCCUUAUGGCUGUAUGUGUAUGGAGCCCGUGUAUACUUUGUUUUGAACUUUGUAGAGCUAUGGCGUGUUGCUGCAUGUGUACUGGAUACGAUAUGUAAAGAACA